Molecule: messenger RNA, 4512 nt
Organism: Lates calcarifer (barramundi perch)
Lineage: Eukaryota; Metazoa; Chordata; Actinopteri; Centropomidae
Gene: palm1b
Product: paralemmin 1b
Exons: 7
Coding region: 759-1457 (232 amino acids)
Biological process (GO): regulation of cell shape
Cellular component (GO): membrane
Source: RefSeq, a predicted model, not a curated record
GGACGUCAUAUGAUAAGGCUGGAGGAGAGCCAGCAGGGCCCCCAUUUGGAGAGGAGGACCCAUAUCUCAGUCAACGCGCGCAACCAGGGCCCCAUUAUCUCCACAAGGCAGGGAGGCGUAUCCUUUUCCCCUCUGCACUCCCCUUCACAUACCACUCUGACUCUCUCUCUCUCUCUCUCUCUCUCUCUCUCCUCUCUCUCUCUCUCUCUCUCUCACCCGUACACUAACCAGACUACAACCUGCUUCAGACGACGCCCCACAGCCCAUGAGAUUUGCACCGAGAGCAGAGCCACCUCCGAUGUGCGUCUUUUUCGCUCGAGAGGAAACCGACGGGAUCUUAUUAUUGUCGGGCUGUGCGCGCGAGCUGCCCGCGGCAUCACCUCGGCGAUAACAGAAGGGGUGCCAGUCAGGAGACGAAGAAGAAGAAGAAGCAGAAGAGGAGGAGGAAGAGGAGGAGGAGAGGAAGGGGGUGACAGAGUAUUCCGAAUUGACGCUCAGAAAUAAACAAGAAGACACCCCGUUUGGGAGACGUCUGUGGCGGGAAGCGAACGGGAUCUGCAACUGAUCACAGUCCUUCCCCUCUGGCUUCAGCUCUGCUUCUGUCCAUCCUGGAGCUCUGGUCUGGAACCUAUUAGGGCAGGAAUCUCCAGCAGCGCCCUGCUAGCACAUUAGCAUGCCUUCAGUGACGCUCCCUGACAGGAAAGAGACACUGAUUUAGUGCAAAGAGACAGAUAUUUAACCUCAGUCACUGGGAAGCCAUGGAAAGGAUGGCUGAGGUGUCACAAGAGGAGAGACUUCAGGCCAUCGCUGAGAAAAGAAAGAGGCAGACAGAGAUCGAAAACAAGAGGAGGCAGCUGGAUGAUGACCGACGGCAACUCCAGCAUCUCAAGUCGAAGUCACUGAGGGAGCGCUGGUUGUUAGAUGGAGCUCCGGCGGAGGAGGAGACUCAGAAGCGUCUGCAGGAGGAUGAGGUGAAGACCAAACUUCUGGAGCAGGUCAUCCUCAGGCUGGAACAAGAGAUUGAAGAAUUGGAGACAGGCGUACCAGCCAAUAAGGGUGUGGCCAAAGAAAAUGGAGGUGAAAAUGGAGUAGUGCAGACCUCUGGUCAGACCCCCAAGAGAGAGGUGACGGGGAUUGAGGCCAAACUGCUGGGUCCCAGCCCUGACCAAGCUAGUGCGGACAACCCCGUCACCCUGGUAUUCAUGGGCUACAAGACCGUCGAAGAAGAGCAGGAGACCCGCACAGCCCUGGGGAUGGAGGGGGUGGACGGCAACGUUAAGGCUGAGUUUGUUGUGAUCGAAGACGGGGAGGGGAAAGCGGGAGGAGAGGCAGCCACGGAAGAGCAGGCUCCACCCAACGGGAGCAUGGCAGAGAAAGAGAAGGCCAACGGGGGUGGGGAGGAGGGAGAGAAGGAGAAGGAGAAGAAACAGACCUGCAAGUGCUGCACAGUCAUGUGAGCUGUAUAUGUAUGUGUGUGCAUGUAUGUGAGUGUGUGUGUGUGUGUGUGUGGAUGACUACACACCUGCACCUGUGCAGGCAUGUGUGCCAUCGCAUGUGUCCGUAUUUGCAGAUGUGUGUAACUUUGCGUCUUUGUGGGAGAGUGUGUGGUGUGUGUGCGUGUGCGUGCGUGUGCGUGUGCGUGUGCGUGUGUGUGUGUGUGUGUGUGUGUGUGUGUGUCAGGACUGGGAAAAAAAAAUCGAAGUACACGGCCAAUAUACCAACAAUGAGAGCAAAUCCAAGCUCCAGCUACAACAACAAGAACCACAAAGACUCAUAAGUACACUUUACUCUGUAUACUUUCUCUGAUAUGUAUUUGACUUUUGAUUUCUAUUGAUAUUUUUCUAUUUUUCUGUCUUGACAUUUAUAUUGUAUUCAGUAUGUAUAUCUUUAUUAUGGGACUGUGUACUGUAAGUUCAUUGUUAUUAUUGUUGGAAAAAAAAUGUAUUAGCUCUCUGGAUUGUACUGCUACCCACUGGGGGAAAUCUGGAAACUUUAAACCAUUUAAGUCAAAACAACAAUCUAUGAAGGACACAGAUACUUAAAUAUAUAUAUUUCUCUGUGUAGGCCUACCAACUAUUUAUCAGUCAAUUUCAUAUUGCAAUAUUGUCUAAGAUAUUAUUUUAAAUAGUAUUUUAAUAUAUUGAUAUGAAAUUAUGUUUUAUACAAUGUAUUUAUUGUUUUUGGUUCUCUAUAUCAUCUCCAACCAUUAACUGCAUGUAAGCUUGUAAGCACUACCAGAUUCGCGUUACAAUCAUUACAAGUGUCUGUGCUUUCUUAGAUUCAUAUGUUCUCAUAUCUUUAGUCACACAAGUCUUUCUAUCAAUACCAGUAAUAUAAUUGGCAGUGUUAGAGAUACUCUUUAAGUUUUAAAAGAAAUCUACAGCACAGAGAGGUAAAUUAGAACACUGACCACGUUGCAAACCGCAUUCACUUCUCAUAGAUAAUGUAUGUGACACGUACAUGAAGAUCACAGCUUUUGUAUUUUUUAAAUAAGAUGCUACUUUAUGAUCAAUAGAGUCACCACAACCAUUGCACAAUGAUUAGAAAUACUUAAAUAAUUUUUCCUCUCUCAGCAGUAGAAUCAAUGUAAAUCUUAUGAGGUAGCACUGCAUGAAGCCUUGCAACAUUUUUGACUGUCCUGUCACUUGUUCGGUCUUGAUUAUAUGCUAUCACGUUCACAUGAAUGUAAAUCCAGGGGUUAAAUUGGGAUUCGUUCCACCGUUUAAGAAGCUCACCGUUAAAAAAAAAAAAAAAGAAAAGAAGGUUUUUCUCUCUUUAUGAACCAAAUAAAAUCUGAUGAUUCUGUAAUUUCACUGUGUGUUGGUCGGCUGCUGGUUUCUGUCCUUCUCACUCCCAGUUUAACCCCUGAUGCUUUGUCUGUAGGCCCGGGCCCAAUAGUACUUGAAUGGAUUUACAGAAAAAUGCUAAAUGUUUGGGACAUUUGAAUAGAUGUUUCUUACUAAAAAUUCUAAUCUCUGGUGACCUUAAAUCUUUUCAUCCAAAAAACAGAAGAAUUAAAUUGUGCCCAGGUACCAAAGCUUAUUUGUAAUUCCUGUUAGAAAUAGGCCACAUUCUGCAAGAAAAAAUAGACUGACCAUUUUAAACUGUGCAGGUUGCUAGCAAGACAAAUUGUGCAUAUACACUGUAGAAAUUCAAAGCCCUGAAAGCCUAUUGAAAUACAUUUUGGCCCUAGUCUCCUCAUUUGUUUGGCAGACAGCAAAGGCCAUGGAUGGUCUGGGUCAGUGAUGCUGUGCCACCAAUGCCUCAGCUCCCCUCAGGCUCAUCCAUGCCUCUGAUUCAUCUACACGCCAUCACCAUUAUCUCAUUCUCACAUUGUCUCAUCCUCAUCGUCAGACACACACACACACACACACAGCCAGCCCCACCCUCUACGCUCGGAGACACGCAGUUCAAAAACCUCUGAAGUUGGUGCUAAUACCGAGUCGCAUCUAACACUCUCCAUCCACCAACUAUCGUUCAGCUCGUUCCCUCCGUCUUGCGCAAAAUCGUUGGCGAGGGGGAUUGUGGGGAAUCUACUGCCUCCUGCAUACACUUGUUGAGUAAGAGAGUCUUUUGCAACCUUCAGUGCCAGAUGCAUUUUCUCAAGUCCUGCCUACAUUUACCACCAGAGAAAUGAUCUUUUCUUUCUUUGAUCCUUCUUACAUUCCAAAGGGAGGUCAACAGGCGUGGACAGAUGAAAUAUAGUCUAUGCUUUCCAUAUGUACAGUUCCACUGUAAUUGUACAACUUGCAACUUUGUUUCUUAUAUUGACUCUCAUGUUUUUUUCUUCCCUAUGGCCUCUUUGCAAGGCAGUAUAUUGUAUUUGAUGUGUGUAUUUGUUUUUCUUUAUGAAAAUAUGUGUAUUGUUGGUGCCUUUGUCAGGUUCAGUUGGUUGGACUUGUCUGUCUGCCGCCAUUUUUAGACUGGGUUUUUCUUGCUCUGCUCCUGGUCAUGAUGACCCACUGGAAACACUGCCUACAACUCUGGAGGGUCACUACACAAGUACAAUAGAAUAUUACACAAAUUUUUCACUCCGUAACUAUAAAUAAGUGCAGCUUAGAUGAUAGGUAAUAUGCAGACUACUGUUGGUGUCUUGAAAAAACUUUGUAUCCUGUUCCCUAUUUUAACUUUUUAAAAUUGUUUGAUUGAUUUUUCUGUAACUGACAGAAGUUUUUUAUUCCACACAUACAAGAAACUCUUACUAAAAGCCAACUUACAUGCAACAUUUUUUCAGCAUUUUAAGGGAUACAAACUUUAUGCAGGAGACUAACUGACAGUCUAUGUAUAUACAGUAUGUACACAUUUAAUCUGUGUGCAUAUCUGCAGAAGUAUGCAUACAUAUAUAUGUAUACAUAGAAAAAAGUGAAUUUGCUCAGCUAAAGCUUUGCUUAAUAGUGGGUCUCUGGGACAGCAGCAGAAAAAGCAACCAUGUGUUAGACCAAUGCCUGUUCAUCUAUUCUGUGGUCGUCUAAAUGUUUAAUCUUGAAUAAAACUACUGUUUGUUUACAGCCA